Condylura cristata (star-nosed mole) is the source of this 2085-nucleotide messenger RNA. It is a transcript of the gene UMAD1, whose product is annotated as UBAP1-MVB12-associated (UMA) domain containing 1. Bases 106 to 519 code for a protein of 137 amino acids. The transcript is spliced from 4 exons. Lineage: Eukaryota; Metazoa; Chordata; Mammalia; Eulipotyphla; Talpidae. The record is from RefSeq and is a predicted model, not a curated record.
CUCGGUGCCGCUACUUAACCCCGGAAGCCGGAGUUCGGGCUCCGGUGCGGGUGCGGCGGGGGAUUGCGGCGCAAGCCUCAGAUCGCAGUAGCAGCAGCAGCAGCAAUGUUUCACUUCUUCAGAAAGCCUCCGGAAUCGAAAAAGCCAGCCAUACCAGAGAGAGAAGCAGAUGGAUUUGUCCUAUUAGGAGAUACAGCAAAUGAACAAAGAGCAGCAGCAAGCGGUAAAACUUCAGGAGUAGAAAGUAACCUACCUUUGGAGACCAGCAAAGAAAACUCAUCCAACAUGGUGGCAGCAGGCCCCAAGACGGAAAAUAAGUGUGGCCAGACCCCGGACAACAGUGCCUUAAUGACCGAGCUCCUAAGUGACGUCCCCUUCACCUUGGCCCCACACGUGCUGGCUGUGCAGGGCACCAUCGGGGACCUUCCAGACCACCUACUCUCCUAUGAUGUCAGCGAAAACUUAUCACGGUUUUGGUAUGAUUUCACUCUUGAAAAUUCAGUGCUCUAUGACUCAUAAUCUGUUGACACCUUACCGGGGUAGGGGAAAAGUUGGCUUCCUUUGUUUAAGCUGUUUGAUGUUCUUUGUCAUUUCACUGUUUAAAGGCUCUCAGAAAAGCAAUGAGCAUAAACAAUGAAAAUAACAGUAUGUUCAUUGCUCUAUUUUUUAGAAUAUAGUAUAUUUAUAUAAAAAAGAAAUGUCAGUUUUACUUUUUUCCCCUCAUAAUAAUAAAUAUAAAAAUUAGGCUAUCAAAGUUUUAUGAAAGGAGUAGAUGCUUUCAAAAUACAACAUCUCACAUUCAUUUUAGAAGAACUAUGAAAAAAAACUGUGGUAUUUUUCUUGGUUACCUUAGAAGUCUGCUUAGAGUGAAUACUCCUCUUUGGUUUGGAAGAGACUUUACUGUUACUCCCUUUUUCCUUCCACAUCGUGUAUGAAUGAAUUUGGGGGCAUGGAGAAAGGGAAGGUAGUCUAAACUUUUCAGUCCUGAUGUAGACCAUGAAUGUGGAAAUUUAAGACUUCCCUUAAAAAGCAACGGUAGUUUGAUGAUAUAAGGGUGCUUGAACUGUUGCUCUUGAUGCUUUUUGGUUUGAGUGAUAAAUUUUAGUUCCCCCAAACCCAUGAUGGCAGCCCUCUGCACCUGGACUGUUCCCAUGUCCUUGCCUGCGUUUUCUGCCUUGCUGCUACUCAGGCGAGUGAAUGCUCACCAGCUUUCCAAAGAACUUCCCCUGUUUCUGCCUCAGUUGGCAUUUGCUUUCCUCACCACAUAUGUUCCAGUUUAUGAAGAGAUCCACAUUUUCUUUCAACCUCUCUGCCUUCUAAAGAAAAACAUCUCACAAUGAUACUCAUUAUUGCUGAUAACACACUUAUUUAGAAAUUUAUUGGCUUCAAUACAGAUGGAAAUGUUUUACUGCUAGAAAAACUGAAAUCUAAUCAUUUCCAAUUAGAGUGCAGGCAAAACACCUGCAUGACUUUUUUUUAAUAUCCAUUUAUUUAUUUCAAUGAAAACAGAAAAGAACUGCCACUGGUCAAUAAGCUAUAAAGGGAAGAAGCAAAUUUUGAUAGAGUAUUUUCUACGUGAUGGAAAAUUUAAAUUAUAUUUGUAUUGACUAGGAGCAGUACACUUCAUGAAUUCUGUGCCAAGUUGAAGUAUAUUUUUCACAAAGAUAUAGAGUGCAAUAGCCAAACUAAACACUGUGCAUAAAAGUACAUGAAUUAUUCAGUCUUUAAUGUCGUAUAGAUGUUUAAUAAUGUGACGUGGUCUUGAUAAAAAUGCUACAUAUUUAAAAAUUAAAGAACACUUAUUGACAAAAAUGUACUUCAUUUACAAAUGAUGUUACCAUAUGAGGUGAAUGAUUAGCUUUUUAAAUAGUUUUCCUAAAAUAUCAGUUCAGGAAAUAUGUCUUUAUUACUGAGGCAAAUGUGAACAUUUUAUAGAAGUUUCUGUGAAAUCACAUCCUUUUCAUACCAUGUUAAUAUUCCCUUAACGCCAAUUGUAUAUGCCAUCAAUUUAUCUAAUAUGUGUUAAUUUUUGUAAAAAUACUUACACAUUUAUUAUAUUUAUGCCUGCCAUGUUGUAAAGGUACU